Molecule: messenger RNA, 4908 nt
Organism: Amphibalanus amphitrite
Lineage: Eukaryota; Metazoa; Arthropoda; Thecostraca; Balanomorpha; Balanidae
Product: voltage-gated hydrogen channel 1-like
Exons: 6
Coding region: 2485-3210 (241 amino acids)
Biological process (GO): proton transmembrane transport
Cellular component (GO): plasma membrane
Molecular function (GO): voltage-gated proton channel activity
Source: RefSeq, a predicted model, not a curated record
UUCAUUCGUGUGCGGGACGUCGGCGGGGAAGGAGCUCUCGAGUUUAGCUGCGAUCUCUCGCGCGUUACUGAGGGUUUUGGAGUUUUGGUUCAUUGGUUUAUAUUUUCCUUUUCGGUUGCAAGGCAAGCUCUUUGUGGUUAGAGGUGAUGAAGUGAUGGAUCGAAGGCGGCCCGUCAAGCGGGUGCGACCUGACGAGUUUUUCUUUGGCGGAGGAGAGUCUAACAACACAGGCUCUUUCUUGAAGAUCUUUUUGAACUGGAAUAGCUCACUGGACAGAUGUGGUGUCAAGAACGUUAUUGAUUGAAUGACUCAAGAACCGAAACUACCUUUUUAUUUCUUAUUUUUAAGUUUUAACCAGGUAUAUGUUAGAUACUAACUUUACUAAUUAUACUCCACCGGAUAUUUCCUGCCUGGACAUUAUCCAAAGCCCGCGUAUAUCCCCAUGCUAAACCUAUCAUUUUCCUUCAUCUGCUUAGUUUCCCUCUGAACGCUCUGAACCAUCUGGCUGCAACCGACUGCAACAUCAGACUCGAUCGAGACAAGAGUGGCGCACUGAUGACGACAACUAUGGACGCUUGAGCCCAACGAGGCUAUGCGCCCUAAUCCAACAAGAACAAGUACAAGUUGUCCAUAUUUCUAUCACCUCACUUUGCGUGAAAAGUUUUCCUUUUCUUGAGCGUCAGUCAAAAAAGUUUAGUAGUAAAUAUUGAAGAGUAUCACUUGAGUUGUACUUUUUCAUUGGACAAAGAAGUCUUUGAAUUUUUAUUUUUAAGGAUAGCAGUUUGCAGCCCUACAAGAUGUGCCUGAUCGACAGAUGUUUUAUGGGCGGCGAACAGACUAUUUCGUCGCAAUGGUCGCAGUGCUGUGGGCAUAUCGUUGACACUUCAACUUGACAUGCUGAACUCAUCACAAUUCCAAUUCGUGCUCCAAGAACAACACUCCUGUUGUUGCCAGUGUUUUUAUAUACCUUGUUGUUGCCUACUUGCCUUGGCCUGAGGUUUUGCUACGCGCCCUAACCCAAAACAACGAAACAACAACUUCAGCUUGGCUGCCUGGUAUAUAGGGCCUUGGGGGGGCUGCCUGUGUGUGUUGUUUUUUGCGUUGAAGGCGUUGAUGUUUUCGUUUGAUGUGUCGCAGUCGCAUAGCUCGUUGCAUUUUGAUUUAUCUGCAUUUUUAUAGGGUAAUUUGGGGUAGAUUCCGUAAAAAUUUUGGGUGAGUCCCACCAUUAUCUCAGACUCAAGGUAUUAAAGGUGUAGAUAUCCGUAUUCAUGGAUCAUAUCAAUAUCAAGGCGUAAAAUACUAGAUGUCAUAAGCCAUAACAAUAAUGAUAUCAUUAUCCAAGCACGAUGCGCAUGAAAUCACAGAGAACGUGACGUUAAUGAGCUUUGAUAUUACUUAACUAUACAAUAAUAUUAAAAAUUAGGUACAAUUGUAUUUCUGUGAAGUAAUUUGAUCGUGCCUUAAGCUUACAAAAAAAUAAAAGCAAUACAUUUAUGCAAUUGGUUUGCUCAGAAUUUUUCCUACAUACCUUGUUAAUUCACACUGCUACAUUGUCUACCCUCUAAUCUAGGGAUGUUACAGGCAUUUUGAUGAUCACAGUCUGGCUCACAGGUCGACGAGGUACACUGGCUUAAGUUCAUAAUCCGCACCAAUCCUUCGAACAGAGCCGGAAAAUCUGCACCAAAGAGUACAGUCUGAGAGUACAAAAAAUAUACACCGAACCCGCUUCAUGAGCUGAGCACAUCUCGUUUACGAAUGCUGCCGAGUGCAGAAUGCAGCAAACUCAUAUUUUUUCAAUGCAACCUGUUAGCUGCGUCGAACGUUCCUGAGAAAUCGUUUGCAUUUGACUGCUUGAAGCGGCGGAGUGGUGAUUUUCUGGCCCUCUCAUCCACCAUACAAAUCUUGAAUCCCUCUCAAGUCUCAAGUCUCACUCUCAUCGGCCGUGCUUAUCUCUCUCACUCUAUCGCCGGCGCCUCGCAGAGACGAGCGGUGCGUUUCAAGUUUCAACAGUGCAGAGAGUGCGAACUUACGGGCAUCCCACGUGAUUGAUGGGACCACCAGCACUGGCAGUCCGUUCUGACCACCGCACACUCAUUUAGACCCGAGACCGAAAGCACACUGAAUUACGAGAGCACACUGAAUGACGUGAUGUUGAAGCUCCACCAAUGUUUUUUUCUUCUCGAUUUUCCUCAUCUAUCUCGUCUGGUCUGUCAUGUCCGUCACUAAGUCAAUUCCGCACCGCACUUCACUAAAUCCGCACCGCACCAAGCCAAAUCCGCGCCGCACCGUACCAACUCUGCACCAGCCGAACAAGUCCACACUGACGAGAUCUUGUCGAAAUUGCCAUACUUUGCAGACUGGGAUCAGAUUACUUCACCCAUCAAAAAAUAACCAGUGGUAUGACAGUGAUUACAAGCACAGAACAAGAACACUCCACUAAAUCCCUGCCUCUACCCCUCAUUGCCCAGCAGUUUUUAGGGUGAGAUGGCAGCCACCCCGCCAGCGGUCUCGUCUGUCCUGGACGGCCACCAGCAGCUCGCCAAUGAGCUCCGGGUGAAGAUCGCUGACGGCCCCGGUGCCACCGAUAGCGGCCCGGGGGGCGGCGGCUCCGGAGAGCUGCGGCCGUACGCCACCGCCCGAGAGCGGCUGGCGCACCUGGUCCACUCCUACCGGUACCAGACGGUCGUGAUUGCUCUGGUGAUUCUGGACUGCAUCUGCGUUAUCGCUGAACUACUGAUCGACCUGGAGAUAGCCUCUGCCGAGGGAAGUCACGUUGUGAAGACGGUGCUGCACAACAUCUCGAUCGCGAUCCUGUCUCUGUUCCUGCUGGAGAUCCCGGUGAAACUGUACGUGUACCGUCUGGAGUACUUCCGCAUGCCGUGGGAGCUGUUUGACGCGCUGGUGGUGAUCGUCUCCUUCUCGCUGGAUGUGGCGUUCCGACACUCGGUGGGACCCAUCAACGGCGCCGGGCUCAUCAUCGUGCUGCGGCUGUGGCGCGUCACACGCAUACUCAGCGGUAUGGUGAUGUCGGUCCGUCGCCACUCUGAGCACAAGCUGGAGCAGGAGCGAGAGGCGCGCUACAAGGUGCAGCACGAGCUGGACCAGUGGCGCGAGUACUGCACCCGACUCGAGGAGCUGAUCAGGGACAAGGGACUCCCGCUGCCGGACGGGCGGCCUCUGCCCAGCGGUGGAGACAGCACCGAGCGGUGAGCGGAGCGCGAUGCCUUCCUGUGCCUCGGAGCACUCGCCUUCCUGCCGCACGGGCCUCCGGGAAGUCCCGUUCGGCCAGAGCAGACCCGGCCCGGUCGGUCAGAGCAGGCCCGGCCCGGUCGGUCAGAGCAGACCCGGCGGGGUCGGUCAGCAGACCGGGCGGGUCGGGCAGAGCAGACCCGGCUGGGUCGGGCAGAGCAGACCCGGCCCGGUCGACCAGAGCGGGACCGGCACGGCCGGGUGGUUACUAAGCAUCGAAAGGGCGCGGGUGCUCCAUGAGCGGGCCGCGCGGGUAUCGACCUUUGGUAAACGAUACCUGUAACGGUUACUGAUAUACGCCCACCCCUCUCCCAAUAAUAUGGGCCCUGUCUCCGCUCGGGUCGGACGGUGGAGCGGAGAGGGUUGGGGGAUUGGUUUUGUAUGCUAAAGGGGCCCAGUGAGGGCGGGGCAUAAAAUGUACAUUGUACAUCUACCCAAGAACUGAUGAUCUGAUGAAUGUCUGAACUGAUGAUGAGUCCCAACCAUGCUGGAGUCUGUGUGUUUGGUGAAGCAGUAUCUACGAAGUGACUAAUGACUAUUGUGAUGGAUCUAAACGAAUGCGUCGGUUCCUACGUCGCCCGUGAUCUGAAUAUAAAUUCCAUCGGGCCUGAGAACUCAUAUGCAGAGGCUACCCGUUGGGACAUUGGCCACACGUGGUCUACAUGUACUACGAAGGAACUGCCAUCGAUUCGGCCUGUGUUGGUCUUAUUUUGUUAUCGUUAAGUGUGCCGCUCAGCGGCUGCUGUAUUGUUUUUAAUGUUUUGUAAAGCUACUAUAUAUUUGCUGGUGUAACCGUGCUUGAUAUUUGAUAAUGACCCUCUACUCAACGCAUUGCUUAUACCUAAGCGAAAUUGCUAUGAUAAGUUGUAUGCCAGCGCCGUAGUUGUGUAUUGGCUUAUUGAAGCGAUCUUUAAUUAGUUUCUGCUAUGCGAUUUGUUUGUUUAUCUCACCGUAUUGGGGUGAAUCUUGUUGUAAUGUUGCCUGCGUAGAAGUAACGUACAUUGCGGAGACGUGCUAUACUGAUUAAUUGGGUAUAGGGUCGCCUUUUGUUACUGUGUCAAAUAUCCAUUAUCGUGCUUUAUGCGACGUGCCAUAUGAUUACGAAGCAAGCAGUUGUGAUUUGUGAGGCUCAUGCUUGCUGUAACGUGUAUGUGUACCACACCAUAUCAGCCGUAAUAAUAGGGAAGGCCUGUUGCUUUAUGACCAUAUCGGCCAUUGGCGACUUGGAAGCCUGGGGGUUUCGUUACUGCUUAGCGACAGCCGCGUGCAAUGGUGCGGCGUACUGAAAUUGCGACAGCCGUAUGCGCCUGUGUAGAACUGUGGCCGGCCGACGUGUGCUUUGACGCGAUUCCCAGUGCUGCUGCAGUAUCUGUUCUGGAGCAACCAUCGGACAAUUAUUGGGAUCCUGAUGUAACGCUUGGAUGCUGUGCUGUGUGGGAAUUUGAGCUGUUUGUGUCAUGGGGGGGGGGGGGUGUUAUGUCUGGCACCGUGGUUGAUAUCUCGUACUAUCACUAAGUAAGAAUUUCUUGGAGACUGGAAUCAAGUCGCCGACCGUUCAAUUCAUUUUUGUCUUUUCUGGUGUUUUGGUUAAAAACGCUCCCACCUCCGGAGUUGUGACAUGUGUUACAUGACUUCGAAAUACAAUGAUUAUGUCACCAU